GUUUUAUUAGCCGUUAGCUGAAUUAGCCGUCAAAGUCAUUUUGCGCGCACGCACAUGCGUAUAAGCGAACUGGGUUUUGCGUUAAAAACAUUAAAAGCGGUUAUACCGCACGUCGAGGCUUUAUGUGUAACAUUUGUUUUUUUAAAACGUCGUUUGGGCUCGUAGUUGCGUGAGAACGACUCGUCCGUGCAAGGCCUCGUUUAUCUAAACAAAGUUUAAAAUAGCCAGAGGUGCGUUUGCUUUAAUGCAUUGCGGUCAAACGCCGCUCUCAAAAGUGUUUUGUGUUAAUUCGCGUCUGUAAAUGUCAAGCAGCGGGUUCAGGGAGUGACACGUAGGCGAAACGAGCCCGCGGACACGAUGUCCACCGAGUGUUACGCGUUUCGGUCUUUACGUGGACGAUUCGGGCUGUGUUUUAAAACCUAGCGUGCUGUCAACCCCCCUAAACAAACCGCAAAAUGCCGUCUGGGUGGGAACGGCACAACUUGGACCCCCGGUCAGACACUGUGAAGCCAAGGGCUGUGAUGUCGGAGCCCAAAGCGCCCACCCCGGCCCCUGGGGACACCUAUAAAGGCUGGCUCUUCAAAUGGACUAAUUACAUCAAGGGAUACCAAAGGCGAUGGUUCGUCCUGAGCAACGGCUUGCUUUCUUAUUACAGGACCCAGGCGGAGAUGGGUCACACAUGCCGGGGCACCAUAAACCUGGCCACAGCCAACAUCGCGGUGGAGGACUCGUGCAAUUUCGUCAUUUCUAAUGGCGGUACGCAGACGUAUCACCUGAAGGCCAGCUCUGAGGUGGAGCGGCAGCGGUGGAUCACUGCUCUAGAGCUGGCCAAAGCAAAAGCUUUCCGCAUGCAGGCCGAGUCGGAUGACUCCGAUGACUCCACUCCUCCUGCGGCAGGUCAGGGCGCAGGCUCACGCAACUCAGAGGUGCAGUCCACCCUCAGGACGCUGGGCAGCAAGGUGGAGGAUCUGAGCACCUGCAACGACCUCAUCGCCAAACACGGCUCUGCGCUUCAGCGGUCCUUGUCUGAGCUGGAGGGAGUUCGGCUGGGAGGAGAGACGAGCGAAAAGAUUCGGCAGGUGACGGAGCGAGCCACUCUCUUCCGCAUCACCUCCAACGCCAUGAUCAACGCCUGCCGGGACUUCCUGGCGUUGGCUCAGGCUCACAGUAAGCGCUGGCAGAAAGCCCUGCAGGCCGAGAGAGAGCAGAGAGUGCGUCUGGAGGAGACUCUGGAACAGCUCGCCAAACAACACAACCAUCUGGAGAGAGCCUUCAGAGGAGCCACCGUACUGCCUCCAUCCCAGAGCAACCCUGCCAUAGACAGCAAAGGCCCAGUUCCUGGUAAGGGUGACGUCAGUGAUGAAGACGAGGAGAAUGAAUUCUUUGAUGCAUGCGAGGACGUUCAGGAGUUUAUCACUGUACCAGCAGACCCCAAAUAUCACAGAUCUGGCAGCAAUGUCAGCGGAAUCAGUAGCGAGCUGGGAAUGGACGACGGGACAACGUCGCUAGACGAGCAGUCUCUGGCAUCUAACCCAGAAUCUCCACAGUCCCAGGAAGUAGUGCCCGUGAGAAAGAGGCGGACCCGAAUCCCAGAUAAACCAAAUUACUCUCUCAAUCUAUGGAGCAUCAUGAAGAACUGUAUCGGAAAAGAGCUCUCCAAAAUCCCUAUGCCUGUGAACUUCAACGAGCCCCUGUCCAUGCUGCAGCGUCUCUCGGAGGAUCUGGAGUACUACGAGCUGCUGGACCGAGGCGCCAAGUGCCAGAGCUCUUUGGAGCAGAUGUGCUACGUGGCAGCUUUCACCGUUUCCUCUUACUCCACUACAGUUCACCGCACGGGCAAACCCUUCAACCCUCUGCUGGGAGAGACGUUUGAGCUGGACCGCGUGCAAGAGAGCGGCUACAGGUCCCUCUGCGAGCAGGUAAGCCAUCACCCUCCGGCUGCGGCCCAUCACGCGAUCUCCGAGCGAGGCUGGACCCUGAGACAGGAGAUUGCCCUGGCCAGCAAGUUCAGGGGAAAAUAUCUCUCCAUCAUGCCCCUGGGUUCUAUUCAUUGCAUCUUUGAGAAGAGUAACAAUCACUACACCUGGAAGAAAGUCACAACCACCGUGCACAAUAUCAUUGUCGGGAAACUCUGGAUAGAUCAGUCGGGAGAAAUAGACGUUGUGAACCACAGAACAGGGGACCGCUGUCAUCUCAAAUUCGCCCCGUACAGCUACUUCUCCCGAGACGUGGCCAGAAAGGUCACGGGGGUGGUGACGGAUAAGGACGGGAAAGCGCACUAUGUUCUCUCUGGGACGUGGGACGAGAAGAUGGAGUGCUCUCGCGUGAUGCAGAGCAGCAGAGGUGGAGAGAACGGCGCCGACGGGCGACAGAAAACCGUCUAUCAGACGCUCAAAGCCAAAGAGCUGUGGAGAAAGACUCCGCUGCCGGAAGGUGCAGAAAACAUGUACUACUUCUCGACCCUGGCGUUGACAUUGAACGAACAGGAGGAGGGCGUUGCUCCCACGGAUAGCAGGAGGAGGCCGGAUCAGCGUCUGAUGGAGCAGGGCCGCUGGGAGGAGGCCAACGCUGAGAAACAGAGACUGGAGGAGAAGCAGCGCACCGCCCGCCGAGAGAGAGAGCGAGAGGCCAACCGCGCCGCCGACCCUACAGAAGAAGGUGGUCAUCAGGACAACUACAGGCCCAUGUGGUUCGAGAGGCAGGUGGACCCGAUGACAGGAGAGCCCACGCACAUCUACAGAGGAGGAUACUGGGAAACCAAGGAGCAGAGCAACUGGGACUCCUGCCCGGAUAUCUUCUGAUCCCAAUCACGCACAUGCCCCACGAUGCCCUCGCUGACCCGUUUCCCAGAAGAUAACAAACAAACGAAAGCUCAGUCAGCCGCCCCUUCUCUUUUCCCGUAUCGUAGUAUACCGCGCGUUCUCUUUUUCGCCAGCCGUGCUCUACUCAGUGGACAAUAAGGGACACCGAAACGAUCCGGGAACGCUCUCCGGUCACCAUCCACUGUGUGUCUCUCUGUUAUCCUCGCGUUCACGGGAUUGUUAAAGCGUAAGGUUCACGAUUCAGUAGGAAAACAUAUCCUUUCCCGCUCCACACGUCUUCCUCGAGCUGUGGACGUCACAUUCUUAAACAUCCGGGGGAUAUGAAGGCCUGUUUGCUCGUGUGUGUGUGUGUGUGUGUGUGAGAGAGAAUUAGUGCAGGUAUGAAUGAGUUCAGAGAAGCGCUGUAGUGCUCUUUCUUUUCAUUGAGCGUGUUUGUGUGAGAGACGUAGUUUAAGAGCUUGCCAUGGUUUGUGGAUUUUAAAGGAACGGUUCGCAUUAAUAGGAAAGAUUUGUCAUUGACUUACUCGCCACCUUUAUUUCUUUUGCAGAACAAGUUUUUUUUUUUAGUGCACAACAUGGCUAAAAACAAUAAAAGUACCAUUAAAGUACUCGAGUAUGCGAUUAGAGGAGCUAUGUUCCUUCUGAAUUUAUGCAAUAGUUUUCUGUGAGGGCCAAUUACCACGUGAUUUGUUUGUGGACAAAACCAUCGGACUGCAUCUUUUUCUUUUUAAACUAACUGAAUAAACGUCAGAGGUUUGAUUGGAAGAUUAGCUGUAAAUUUCAAUCUUUUCAUUCACACUAAGGACAAGAACCAUCGGCUUUUUGAAACCGCUUGCAGAGAAGUUUUCAGAGCUUUGGCGGAGUUGGAAGAUAGUCAGUGAAUAAUGUCUUUUUCGUCAGCAAUCAUAUUAGUCGAAAUAUAAGUCGCAUGCAUCACUUUCAUUGUGCUUUUCAGUCAUUAUCCAGUCCUUUUUUUUGGACCUGGGCAGCCUAUUAAACCUAUUAAGCCUAUUAAAAAGAAAAAGUAUCAUGAAAGUAGUCUAUGCGAUUUGUCUCCUAGUUUUACGCGAGGUAUUCUUUAGUUGUUCAAACUGGCAUGACAAUUAUAAAAUGCAGGAAUCAAUAGCAUUUUGGAGCUGAUGACCAUCAAACCACACAGUUUUUUUUUUCUUCCCAAAUGAAUGUCAGAGCUUUAACGGAAGAAAAGAUUUUCAGUGACUAGCAAUGUCAAGUUCGGUCUUUUCAUAUUACUUGAAACACAACACGCACAUUUGUGUGCAUUACUUUUACGGUGCCUUUAAGUGAUUAUUUGGGUCGUUUUGGCAGCCUGUGAAUUAAACGGCAGCGUGCGAGUUUGAAUGGCCCCCGAGGGCGAGUGAACGGUGGCACCCUUUUCAUUUUUGCGUGAACCGUUCCUUUAAAUCCCAUCACAGCCGAGUCCUCUCAACCGUUCUGUCUGGAAUGAGAAGAAUGUCAGCGUCAUUCUGAUCUUCUUAACUCUUCUUAACACCCGCUAAAAAUCUCUUAAAAUGACUAAGAGCGUGUUCUAGCCUCCAGAAGAGCAGGUCCGUGGAUGCUCUCGAGGGAUUGUGUUGCUCUAAGCAGGAGAGCCACGUAAAAGCAUUAAUGUAGCUGCACUGCUGGAGUUUAGCUUCGGCGUUAUAAACCGAGAAGUUGCUGUGAUGGGACGCCUAAGGUCGGGGUUCCCCUUCAGCCUGGGCGCAGAUGCAUUACGGUCGAGAAGGACGCUGUCCACAAACUGAGGCGCUCGAGAGUAUUCGUGUGCGUGCGCGUGCGUGCGUGUGUGUGUGUGUGUGUGUGUGUGUGUGUGUGUGUGCGUGUGUGUUCAAACGGGCACGUGAGGUCAAGGGAGUCUCAAACCAGUGUGUGUGUACGUGUGUGAUCAUGAGUGACGUAUUUGGGGUUUGUUGUAUAUUCCAGUGAUUCAAAAAAAGGAAAAUCGCAUUUUAUUUUCAAGUGUACUUAAAACACAUGCGUGGGGACGGGGGGAAGCAAGAACACAGCAAUGCAAAAACAUUGCGGAUAUUUGUGUAUAUAUAUAUCUAAUAAUGAAGUAAAAUAUUCAUACUAUUAAUACCGAUUCUUCUUAUGCUGACACUGACAGCUAGAGCUAUAAUUAUGAUGGUAAUUUUGAUGUAGUUCGAGGGUUCAGCACAAUUAUUUUGAUUUUUACCUUUUGUUUUUGUUGUUGUCCGUUUUGAUAUGGGAAGCGACGACGCAUUCGUGUUUUCUUCAUAUCAAAAGACGAACAGCUCAUCGUCCUUGAAUGGAUUCAGACUAAUGGAUAUUUUAUAUAUGUGUAUAUCUCCUCCGUCACCCUCCUGUUCCGUUAAAAACGGCGGUUUUCCUGCUGUUUGUGAUCAUUGCAGAUUCAGUUUUCUUCGUUUGCAGUCUUCGUACAACUGUAAAACUUCAUUGUUUUUUCUUUCCCUGAGUUUCCCCUUCUCUACCGCUGGUCGUCAUUCUUCUUUUUGUUCGUCCCGUUGGUGUUGUCCCUCUCUUGGCCUCUGAUCAUUGUGUUACGGAGUUGCUCUUGACUGUCGUCAUGGUGCAGAUGAUGGUGUAAUAAAAACUGGUUUGAAAAGGAAAUGAUCAAACAAA
Messenger RNA from Puntigrus tetrazona (Sumatra barb), 5444 nucleotides. RefSeq names its product oxysterol-binding protein 1-like. Gene Ontology annotation, molecular function: sterol binding. The record is from RefSeq and is a predicted model, not a curated record. Gene Ontology annotation, cellular component: membrane; cytosol; intracellular membrane-bounded organelle. Lineage: Eukaryota; Metazoa; Chordata; Actinopteri; Cypriniformes; Cyprinidae.